Messenger RNA from Ostreobium quekettii, 846 nucleotides. The record is from the annotation of a GenBank genome assembly. NCBI's taxonomy places the organism in Eukaryota, Viridiplantae, Chlorophyta, Ulvophyceae, Bryopsidales, Ostreobiaceae.
AUGAAACCGUCCUUGCAGAGACCUGCCGGGCAAUCCACACCGCUCGAGGGGCACCCCGGCCGCAGCGCCGCGAUGCCGCCGGCCGCGGGUCAACGGGCGGCGUGCGGUACACGCGGCGCGGGCCGCCCGCCAGGCGCCGCUCAUCCCAUCGCGCGGGCCCUCGCCGGCAAGCGGAGGGCCCCGGAGGCACGGCGGUGGGCAGGACAGGGAGGCACUGCAGUUCAUGCUGGGGGUGACCAACAAAAUGGAGCACAACAAAGCACUGCCACUCGAGGCGUUGUUGUGCUGCCUGGGCUGGGCAACAGCUCGGAGGACUACACCGACUUUGUUGAAGACCUGACAGCGAUGGGCAUGUGCGUGGCGGUCCCCCAGGUCCGGCGCGUGGACUGGCUGCGGAAUGCGGCUGGUGUCGUGGAUUCUGCAUAUUGGGCAGGAUCUCUGAAGCCCAGGCCCACUGUUGACUGGUAUUUGCAGCGCUUAGGCGAAGCCAUUGACCAAGUCAAGCGCGAUGUCGAUGGGGCACCCAUCACUAUUGUGGCCCACUCAGCAGGUGGCUGGCUGGGCAGGGUGUACUUGAAGGACUUUGGCACUGCUGGCAUCGACUCCUUCAUCUCACUGGGGUCACCGCACAGCCCACCUCCUGAGGGGGCAGAGGGCGUCGUGGAUCAAACAAGGGGCAUCCUAAACUACUGCAGUGAAGAAUGCCCUGGGGCCUUCCAUCCUGAGGUCAACUACGUCACUGUGGCAGGGCGCUACAUCCAGGGUGCCCGGUUUAAUGGCGAGGGCACCUUCCAGCAGAAGCUGGUGGGACUUGGCUACCAGCAGGUAUUCCCAAGUCCACACUGA